Gossypium raimondii (Peruvian cotton) is the source of this 1458-nucleotide messenger RNA. RefSeq names its product tetraspanin-20. Lineage: Eukaryota; Viridiplantae; Streptophyta; Magnoliopsida; Malvales; Malvaceae. The transcript is spliced from 6 exons. The record is from RefSeq and is a predicted model, not a curated record. Bases 222 to 1109 code for a protein of 295 amino acids.
CCCUACCAUACAUCUCUGUUUCCCACUCAAACUAGAAAAAGGAAAUAGAAAAAAGAAAAUCAGAAAAAACAAAGAAUUUUGAAGCAAAAUAAAGCCAAAUGAAUUAAAUCCAAAAGACGCAGCUUCGAUCUUAUCCAUUUCUCAAAAUCCAUCAUCAAAAUUAGGGUUUCUGUAAAGUAAAAAAAUAAAUUGAAAUCAAAAUCGUUUCGAAAUCUUAGGGAAUGCGGCCGAAUUGUUGUCAUGUUUCGUUUGCUUUUGUUCUGAAGUUCUUGAAUUUUCUCCAAGCUUUCCUUGGAGUGUCGAUUUUACUCUACUCGUUUUGGAUGUUGGAUCAAUGGAAUCAUCACGUCCCCAUUUCUCCUCCGCCGUCAGUUCCGUGGCCGGAUUCUUCUCUCUCGGUUCUCUUCAAUUCGAGACCGGAGGUUGGGGGAGCUCGAGGAGCCAAGGUUUUCGAUGAUUUAGCUGCCGGUUUGGUCUCCGGGUUGGAUAAUGGAGUCGGGUUUGAAUUGAGUUCGGUUAAGCUACCUGCUCCAUGGUUCAUCUAUUCUUUUUUGGGUGUGGGCAUUGUGCUGUGCUGCAUUAGUCUCAUUGGUUGCAUUGCAGCUGAAUCUAUUAAUGGCUGUUGCCUUUGUUUUUAUACACUCAUCAAAAUUGUUCUCAUUUUAAUAGAAGCUUCUUUGGUGGCAUUUAUUGCAAUUGAUCGUCAUUGGGAGAAGGACAUUCCGUUUGACCCAACUGGAGAACUUGACAGUCUUCGCUCCUUCAUAGAAGACAAUAUCGAUAUAUGUAAAUGGGUUGGCCUCAGUGUGGUCAUAAUACAGGUAUUAGCUUUGCUAGUGGCAGUAAUUUUGCGGGCAAUGGUUUCUGUUAGAAGAAGGGGCAUUGAUGAUGAAGAUGAUUAUGAAAGAGGUAGAACUAGGGAGCCACUCCUAAACCCUCAGUCUAACCACACAUCUACUUCAGCCAAGGGUGACGGCAGGGUUUCUCACUCUGAUUUCUGGGGCUCUCGAAUAAGAGAAAAGUAUGGUAUGAACAGUGGUGAUAGAUACAACAGCGCUGAUAAAUAUGAUUUACUAAACCAGAACGCAUCUAGCACGAAUUCCAAGUAGAGCAUGAUCAAGACAACCGUUCCCAUCUCUCAGGUGACGAUAUCUUCUGUAUGUUCGACCCAUUUUAUUAUUUUCUUUUUCGCGUCAGAUUUGUGUUCUAAAAUAGUAUAUAGAUUUUGACAUGUUUAUGUCUGUGUUGUGUUCAUGACUGUUUUUUUGGCUUAUGUGUAAUCAUAUUGUGUAGAAAAUUGUCGGGUCUCAAACUGAUCAAAUAGGAUAGCAUCACAGUCGUUUGAUGUGUAUAGCAUAUAGGUCUUUAAGCCCAGUUUUAGCUGCAUUGCUUUGUAAUUGAAUGUGAGAGUGAAUGUACUAUUUUCUGAACCUAUAAAUAUAUAAUGCAGUUGAUUUA